Molecule: messenger RNA, 582 nt
Organism: Erinaceus europaeus (western European hedgehog)
Lineage: Eukaryota; Metazoa; Chordata; Mammalia; Eulipotyphla; Erinaceidae
Product: interferon omega-1-like
Exons: 1
Coding region: 1-582 (193 amino acids)
Biological process (GO): adaptive immune response; T cell activation involved in immune response; humoral immune response
Cellular component (GO): extracellular region
Molecular function (GO): type I interferon receptor binding; cytokine activity
Source: RefSeq, a predicted model, not a curated record
AUGGCCCUCCUGCUGUCUCUCCUGAUGCCCCUGGUAGUGCUCAGUUGUGGCCCCAGUGGCUCUCUGGGCUGCGAGCUGCCCCAGAGCCAUGUCCUGGACAGCAUCCAGAACUUGAGGCUUCUGGGCCAAAUGAGGAGACUCUCCCCUCUGUCCUGCCUGAAGGACAGGAGAGACUUCAGAUUCCCCUGGCAGCAGGUGGAUGGCAGCCAGUUGCAGAAGGCCCGGGUCAUGUCUGUGCACCAUGAGAUGGUGCAGCAGGCCUUCCAGCUCCUCCUGUCAGAGCGCGCCUCUGCUGCCUGGGACAAGACCCUCCUGGACCAGGUGCGCACAGGGCUGCACCAGCGGCUGGAACACCUGGACUCCUGCUUGGUGCAGCUGGUGACAGAGGAGGACUCUUCCCAGAGCUAUGGGAGAGCUUCCCUGGAGAUGAAGAGGUACUUCCAGAGAAUUCGUCUCUACCUGAAAGAGAAGAAGUACAGUGGGUGUGCCUGGGAGGUCGUCAGAGUGGAAAUCAUGAGAUCCUUCUCUCUGUCCACAACCUUGCAAGAAAGAGUCAUGGAUGAAGAUAUGGGGUUGCCAUGA